AUGCCGCCAGCCACGAACAACUCAAGAGAAGAAAAAGAGGAAGAAACUACAGAUGUUUGUUCGGCUAAUGCCGAAAAAUCAACGAAAAUCCUCAAUUGUGCAGAAACUCAUUUCACCCUUCAAAGACGGCUCCACUUGUAAAGAGGAGGAGCAAAGACUCUGCUAUGCCGUUGUCAGCUAGGAAAUAGCGAUUGUGGAAUCAAGGCUGCAGCUACCAUCUACGUCAACUGUGAGCUUCUCGGAGGAGCCAAGAAAAGAAAGAAAAAGGUCUACACCAUUCCAAAGAAGAACAAUAUAAGCCAAAGGAAGUCAAGCUCGCCGUCCCCCAAGUACUUCAAGAUCGACGAGAACGGCAAGAUCAGCCGUCUACCAACAGGGAUACCAACAGCCAGCAUUCAGAGGGAAGCCUUCAUGACCCAGCCCACCACACUACGGAAGAUGUCCCAACAUCCUUGUCGUUGA
Messenger RNA from Caenorhabditis elegans, 462 nucleotides. NCBI's taxonomy places the organism in Eukaryota, Metazoa, Nematoda, Chromadorea, Rhabditida, Rhabditidae. The record is from the annotation of a RefSeq genome assembly.